AUGAACUCCUGGGCUGCCGAGGGCGUUUUUGACUGUAACUUCCUUUGCAUCUGUGUGCUGGGAGACCGCUCUGCGUAUGGCUUGUGCAAGGUUAAUGGCUUCGUGGAGUCAGCUCGAGACAUGCCCACGUACGGGCAGCUGGGCUGUCAGGGUUUCAUUAUCCUGGACAAGGAGUAG
Molecule: messenger RNA, 177 nt
Organism: Symbiodinium necroappetens
Lineage: Eukaryota; Dinophyceae; Suessiales; Symbiodiniaceae
Source: the annotation of a GenBank genome assembly